Microstroma glucosiphilum is the source of this 818-nucleotide messenger RNA. RefSeq names its product putative SOD2-superoxide dismutase precursor, mitochondrial. Bases 54 to 728 code for a protein of 224 amino acids. Gene Ontology annotation, cellular component: mitochondrion. Gene Ontology annotation, molecular function: superoxide dismutase activity; metal ion binding. The record is from RefSeq and is a predicted model, not a curated record. Gene Ontology annotation, biological process: superoxide metabolic process. The transcript is spliced from 4 exons. Lineage: Eukaryota; Fungi; Basidiomycota; Exobasidiomycetes; Microstromatales; Microstromataceae.
CCUCUACAGCUACGUAUAGUUGACCUUCUUCCCAAGACUAUCACUAUCUCGCUAUGCUUCGCACAGGACUUGCCCGAUCUGCCGCUCUCGUAGCCCCUCAGCGAGCCUCGACCCUCGCUGCAGGAUCCAGGCUCAAGCACACCCUGCCCAAGCUCCCGUACGAGUACAAUGCCCUGGAGCCCCACAUCUCUGCUCAGAUCAUGGAGCUGCACCACUCCAAGCACCACAACACCUACGUCACUAACCUCAACAAUGCCGAGGAGACCCUCAACAACGCUCUCGCCAAGAACGAUGUUAAGGGUACCAUUGCAUCGCAAUCUGCCAUCAAGUUCAACGGAGGUGGCCACGUCAACCACUCUCUUUUCUGGCUGAACCUUGCCCCUCCCAAGGACGGCGGAGGUGAGCUGCCAAAUGGUCAGCUCAAGGCUGCAAUUGAGAAGCAGUACGGCGAUCUGGAGGCUCUCAAGAAGAAAAUGAACGCUCAGGCUCUUGCCAUUCAAGGUAGCGGUUGGGCGUGGCUCGGCUACGACCCUUCGACGUCCACUCUGGACAUCAUCACCACCAAGGACCAGGACCCUCUGCUGUCCCACGUACCCCUCAUUGGUAUCGACAUGUGGGAGCACGGCUUCUACCUUCAGCACCUGAACAACAAGGCUGCUUACCUCGAGGAGAUUUGGAAGGUCAUCAACUGGAACACUGCAGAGGAGAGGCUGAAGCAGGCCAAGUGAAGUGAGGUGGACGGACAUUGGGUAUACAAGGGGAACAGACAUUAGGAAGUGUAAAAGGGUGAAUUAGUACCUAAUGAGACCAAACGACAG